CCAAUGAGUCGUUUGACGACUCAGUCCCGCGCGCCAGAGCCGGCCACUGCUCAGUAUCCAUCAGUACCCGACUGUACGUGUGGUCCGGUAGGGAUGGCUACCGGAAAGCCUGGAACAAUCAGGUCUGCUGUAAGGACUUGUGGUAUUUGGAGACCGAUAAGCCGCCGGCGCCCACGAGAGUGCAGUUGGUUAGGGCGGCCACCAAUACGCUGGAGAUCUGUUGGGGAGCUGUUCCGACGGCCGACUACUAUCUGCUGCAGAUUCAGAAGUACGACAUCCCUCCCAAUCAACAGCAAACCCAAUCGGCGGCCGCCGGCGCUCACCCGCCGGGCAUUCCUUUGGCCAAAACUCCGAUCGCAGUCACGCCUCCCGUCACUCCACUCGCAUCACCCAAAGGUGUUCAGAACGCAACGCCGAGUGCACCCGUUAUCGUAUCCCACGGCACGCCAAUAGCCAACGCACCGGCCGGUCAGUUGUCAGGUAUGGCUGCGUUGGCGGCAGCGGCGGCGGCCACGCAGAAAAUGGCAACACCGACGCUCCAACCCGUGUCCACACCGGCGACCACACCGUUGACGCAAACGGGUAUUCGAGUGAUUACUCCCCAGCAGUUGAUUCAGACGACGAGCGGACAGACUAUUAAAUUGGCGUCGG
Oppiella nova is the source of this 651-nucleotide messenger RNA. Lineage: Eukaryota; Metazoa; Arthropoda; Arachnida; Sarcoptiformes; Oppiidae. The record is from the annotation of a GenBank genome assembly.